Striga hermonthica is the source of this 219-nucleotide messenger RNA. The record is from the annotation of a GenBank genome assembly. NCBI's taxonomy places the organism in Eukaryota, Viridiplantae, Streptophyta, Magnoliopsida, Lamiales, Orobanchaceae.
AUGAGUCGGCCAAUGGAUGAGGAUGUUCCGGGGAAGAAUGAGGAAGAGGAGUUCCAUACAGGACCACUGUCUGUCUUGAUGAUGAGUGUUAAAAAUAAUACACAGGUCCUCAUCAACUGCCGCAAUAACAGAAAGCUUUUGGGCCAUGUGAGAGCCUUCGAUCGGCACUGCAAUAUGGUUCUAGAGAACGUGCGUGAAAUGUGGACUGAGUUGGAUUAG